Molecule: messenger RNA, 7658 nt
Organism: Cuscuta epithymum
Lineage: Eukaryota; Viridiplantae; Streptophyta; Magnoliopsida; Solanales; Convolvulaceae
Source: the annotation of a GenBank genome assembly
CAAACUUUUGGAGGCAAACAUAAAAAUGUUGCUCCCAAAUGAUACAUUUAGAGGCAAGUUCAAUAUGGUUGCUCCCAAGUGAUAGUUUUUAGGGGCAAGUAUAAUAUGAUUGUCUCAAAUGAUAGUUUUUAGAGGCAACCAUGACUUAUAUGAUGCUAAAACAUACUUUUAGGGACAACGACAUAUAAGUUGCCUCGAAGAGUUGCCUCUAUAAAUCAAUUUUUUUGUAGUGCAACAGGAUGAUGUUUCCUGCGAUUCCGAUGUGAGUCGUUAUCGCUGUUGGCGUCAGAAUGUUCAGAGUGAGAAUCCCACUCACUCUGAACAAAGGAAGAUCGAUUUUCCUUCCAAAAGUACGAACUAGUAAUGUCAAAAAUGCUUACACUUACAAUUCUUGCUUAAAAGCUAAAUUGAAUUGAAAUAAAUUGAAGAAAAGUGAAGCUUAUGCCUUUCGUGAAUCCAUUCUUGCUGCUGCCGGCUCUUCUAACAGUAAAGGAAAGGAAAAUCGUUGCUUAGUCUUUGUGGUUGCUGCUGCAGUUAUGGAAGAGAAAACUUCUGGUUGCGGCUAAUUGAAAUCUACUGCGGCUAAUUGACGGAUAGCAGGACUUGUCUAGGAACAGAAAGAAUGAUGAAAAAAACUGCUGGUGCGGCUAAGUAAUUUCAGAAGUGGGAGGAAUGAAUGGAUUCCAGGCUGGGCUUCUUACUCCAGGAAAAACCCCAGCUCCUUAUUACUCUCUUUUUGGGCUGCUAUCAAUUAAACAAACUGCUGCUGUCCUUUUUUUUCAUUUUGGAUUGCACUUAACUUCAAAAAUAGUCCUUAAAUGACCCGGUCCAAACAUAUUUACCGCAAACUCGGCCUGUACAAUAACAACUCACCACACCCGCUAAUAAUAUGUAACUUUACAAUCAAAUUACUCCAAAAAUGUCAAAUUGUGUACAAAAAUACUACACUGAAUAUGAAUGCCACCGGAACCGAAAAAUAACAAAUUUUCACUCAAAACCCCCAAUAGUCACCCGAUUAAUUGUAAAAAUUAGACAAUUAACACCCAAAGCAUAGGUGAAAAGAUAGGAACGGAACGAGCCUAUCAAAUCUCUCCACACUUGAGCGUUGCUUGCCCCCAAGCAACAGUGCAUUAAUCCCACGGAAAACAAAAUAAUCACCUAUAACACCUGGUUCAAAAAUCAUUCACACCCAAAACAAACGAUUGCACAAGGUCUUUUCUUCCUUAACAACGAAACCAAGAUUCACAUGUUAAACAAUAUUUUCAAAAGUAAAGUCCCUCUCCAACCAACUGAAAUGUAAAGAAAAGCAUGAUGGUCCCAACGGUGUAGGUGUGUGAAAUUCAAACCACCAAUCAUUCCAAAAACCCAAGAGUUGUAUGAUAAAACUCGGAAUAAUCGUGAUUCUUUUUUUUUUUUGAAUACGAAAAGUUGACCAGGUUCUGGAUUACAGGACUGGUUCAAGCUCUAGGGCCUGGGAGUUUAUCUCAUUACUGUGUACUCAACUCUCGCGAGAUGAGCAGAGCCCCAUUUCGGGGAUGAAAUUCUCGACACACGAAGUGUAACCCCAUUACAAGAAUCAGUUACCUACUUAGCAUGAAGUUAUCCCGAUAUGCUUAGAAAGCAGAGCUCCUUACGGAGUAAGGAUUUUCAACACCUGGCCAGUCAAGGAAUUAUUGAUGACAAACAAGUGAAUCACGAGUAAACACCGAAUUUAAUCAACACAAAUCAAACCAUCCAACAUGCCAACAUUUCCCAAGAAUAUACACACCACCCCGAUGAUUACACCAUUACUAAUCCUUUCCAAGAAAGAUGGAGGAGAUGGAAUAUUACAAAAGAAAAUAAAGAUUAACAAGUUACCUCUGUUGCGUUGCUAAACCAGAAAAGAACUCGGACACCUCAAAAUGUUGUUGGGCAGAAUAACUUCAUCACCAAAUGCCAUGUUCAAGCUAAAACCAAACCUCCCCACACUUAGGGUUGACAUCGCCCUCGAGGUCAAAGAAAAGAUAUAAAAGCAAAAAUAAAGAGGGCAAGUUAAAGAAUAAAAUGGUUUUCAUCCCGGAAGCACAUCAUAAUUAGAAUAAUAAUCGACACAAUUCAACAAAGGAGUAAUAUGACAGUAAGCACACAUUCUUAGCAGCGUAGUAAAAGUUGGCAGAAUACCGUACAAACAAAACGACGAUGAAUAACCUCCGGAAUAAGGCUGAAAGCAGUCUCCUCGAUGCACGCAUGCCGUUGAAUCCUGCACACAGUCUGCCUCGUACGCUACUUGAAGUCCUUCAACUCUUGAGAAAGCGUGGCAAGUGUGCCAUAACUGUGAACUGCCCAUUUAUGCUGCCAAAGCUUGCUGGUAAACCAAAAGUGAGCUGCGGGAGCUACUCUGCCUGCACCUAUGCCGGUUACCGAACUCAAUAAGUGUAUUGAAAUUGCUUCCCUUCAAUCUGAACCAGAUAAGAGUGUGUGGCAUCCAACUGGUUCCUCCCUCAUGUACUGUGAUGCUUAUGCUGACAGAAAACGGCCAAGCACCAGCUGUUCUGGCCUCAAAAGUCGGCAUCUCACACCGUCCAAAAUCUCCCAGAAUCUGCCAGAAAUGUUCCUCUGCUGCUGCCAAGUUUCUGUCCAGCGAAACCCCAACUCCUUGAACAUGUGUAGGCCUCUAACCAUUGCCCUGCAAGUGUUUGAAGUUGCGUCCAGCUCUCAUACCGCUUUCGGGCUUGCUGCAAAGUAAUCUGCAGCUGACAGCCCUGAGGAGCUCCAUCCUCACCUGUCUAUGAUAACCAUGCAGCACCUGCAAUUCAGAGCAAAGAGAUCCACCCGCACAACCACAAGAUGAAAACAUAAAAACAACGGGAACAAGAAUGCAAAAACAAGAAAUAAUUUCCUAAUUCUUUUUUUUUUUGAAUGAAUUUUUUUUAUGGUGGGUUGCCUCCCAGAAGCGCUUCUUUAACGUCACUAGCUUGACAAUAAGCCCUCAUUCCUAACUUGGCUCAAGGCUUAAAACCUCCUUAAAGUCACCGAUAAACUCUUCAAAGAUAGCUAUCAUUCCACGCAUAAAUGUGACAGGGACAUUGCAUAGAUCAAAAGACAUCCAACGAGAUGCAUAUGUCUCAAAUGGGCAAGUGAAAGUAGUCUUUUCCUGAUCAACGGGAUCAACGUGUAUUUGAAAGUACCCGCUCAUCACGUAAAGGAAACAAUAAUAAGCAUGCCCUGCCAAACUCUCAAUCAACUGAUCAAUAAAAUGUAAGGGAAAGUGAUCCUUCCGGGUGGCCUCAUUCAGUUUACGAUAAUCAACGACCAUCCGCCACCCGGUCACAGUCCUACUAGGUAAGAAUCCCCCCUUCUCACACUUGAUUUUGUGGGUACAGAAGGUCGGGCUGAUCAAAUGAAGAUCCUCAAGCUUACGAGCAAUGACUUGCUUUUGACGCCUAAGGACUUUCAACAUUUUUUCCUUCUGUCCCGAAUCUAACUGAGCCGAAAUAAUGAUAGGGCAUUGGCCCUCUGUAUCCAAAAAUGCAUACUCUAGGUGACUAGGGAGUGGUUUGAGUUCAGGAGUAACCUUAUUAGUGGGAUGCUCCUCAAACUCAGUAAGCAAAUCAGGGAAAAUAUCAUCCCUAAUCACCUGCUCGCAGUCAACAAUCAUGUUUUCUUCAUUUCUGGCAACAACAUCCCCCAUAUAAUGAAUGUCACUAUCUGGUGGGGUAAUAUCACUAUCGCCUCCAAACAAAUACCCCUCCACUAACUCAAACAUAUCAAGAUAAUUGCAUGAUUCAGUGGGGUCUGAGGCCUUACUCGUCACCUUUGAGAGUUUGAAAGUACACACAUCAUCUCCAACUCUCAGAGAAAGUGAACCAUCAGCAACAUCAACAAGGGCCCUAGCAGUAGCUAGAAAGGGCCUCCCCAAAAUAAGUGGAGUCUCACAAUCUUCCUCCAUGUCCAUGACCACAAAAUCGACAGGGAAUAUGAACUUUUGCACCCGUACUAAUACAUCCUCUAGAAUUCCUUUCGGGUAUUUCACCGAUCGGUCCGCUAGCUGGAGGCUCAUACGAGUGGGCUUAAGUUCACCCAAGCCAAGUUUCAUGACCACAGAGGAAGGCAUCAAAUUGAUGCUCGCUCCCAGAUCAGCUAAAGCAUUAUUAAACUUAAAAUUUGUAAUAGAACAAGGUACAAGAAAACUCCCUGGAUCUUUUAGCUUCGGUGGCAUGGUCGUUAGAACAACUGCUGAACAUUCUGCAUUGAGAUCCACAACUUCGGGCUCUUCCCACCUCCUCUUUUUCGUGAGGAGGUCCUUUAGAAACUUCGCGUACCUCGGCAUCUCUGUCAAUGCUUCCAUGAAUGGCAUAUUGAUAUGGAGCUGCUUCAGAUGCUCCAUGAAUCUGAUCAAGUUCGUGUUAUCGUUGUUUCUCUUCACCCGUGUAGGGAACGGGAGGGGUGGAGUCUUCUUACUCUCCUUUUUCUUAUGAGCUUCUUCAUUCUGGACUUCUUCACUCUUGGCUGGAAUAGGGGCAGCCACUGGUUCUUCUUCAACCUGGGAUUUGGGGCCUUGAAGCUGCUGGUCAUCAUCUUGUUGAGGCAUUGGCGGAGUAGAAACUUCUGGAAGUGUUCUCCCGCUUCGUAGCAUAACAGCUUGCACAUGCUCCCUUGGGUUAGGUUCUGUUGAACUCGAAAGGCUGCCCGUUUCUCUAGGAGCAAGUGAACCAAGCUGGCGAAUGAGAGCUUCCAAAUUGCUGAAACGUUGAUGCAUAUCAGCCUGACUUUUGGCUAAUUCAGCCACUGUUUUCUCCAACGCCGAACUUACAAGAGGCUGCUCAAGCUGUCUUUGAUGAGGCGGGACAUAAGCGGGCUGGUUUGGAUGGCCUCUAUUCUGGAAAUUUGCUUGAAAAUUAGGGGCAUUCUGAUGCCCUUGAUUCUGAUUUUCAGGCCUCCACGUGCCUCCUGCUUGCUGAAAGUUUCCUCUCUGACCUUGAUUGUUGAAAAAUUGUCCACCUCCUCUCUGGCCUUGACCAUAUUCCAUGAAAUUGACGUUCUGGACCACUGGUGAUGCCUGAUUCUGAACAUAAAGAGGACAUGUGUGAGUGAGGUGAGCUCCCAUGCACAUCUCGCAAGAUAAAGCGAGUUCUUGGCCGGUUGGGCUUGGAUAGCUUGCUCGAACAGGAAGUGGGGCAGAAUACAUAGGAUAAGAGGGCUGAUAUGCCCCAAUAAUAUGAGCCUGCUGCUGCUGAGAGGUUUGUGCCUUCAAGUCUUUCACGUCCACUGCCAGUCCCUCAAUCUUCGCUAUAAGUGCAGUGAUGGGAUCAAGAUUGAGCAAACCGGGUGGAUUUUGAACUCUCUCUUUGCCCGCAUACCAAUACUUAUCAUUUGAGGCCAGGUUCUCAAUUAUUUUCUCUUCUGCCUGUGGGGAUAAUUUUAGAAACAUACCCCCCUGAGCUGCCCGGUCCAGUUCUCUCAUAUACUCCAACCGAAGCCCAUUAUAAAAUCUGCACAUAAUUGUUGCUGCAUUCAUGAAUGUUUCAGGGCACUUCCUUUUCAACGUCUUCAGCCUAUCCCAUGCUUCACUGAAAGUUUCGGUUGGAGCUUGAGUGAAAUUGAGAAUUUCCGUCUGAACCUUGAUAGCGGCAGAGGGAGGAAAAUACUCCUGCAUAAAUGCUUGAUGAAGCUUCUCCCAUGUAUCAAAGUGCCCGUUUGGAAAGCUACGGAGCCACUGUGAAGCUUUGUCUCUCAAUGAGAAUGGGAAUAAAGUCAGCCUGACUGCCUCACUGGACACUCCAUUAUAUUUGAAUGUGGCACAAGUUUGAAUAAAGCUCUCGAUAUGCUCCAUUGGAUCUCCAUUGGAUUAUUAGCAAGCAUCUGAAUCAUGGCUGGCUUGAUUUCAAAUUUGUUGGCCUCAAUGGUGGGUGCACCAAUGCUAUUUCUCGCCACAUAAUUAGGCGUCAACGUCUCCAGAGUUGUCUGAUCAGCCAUCUUGUCCAAGUGUUCUAGCAAUCUCCUUUUAGCUCGUCCUCGGAAUAAGCGCUCAGGAUCAGAAUAACCUGCAAUUAAAUCUUGUUCCCCCGAGGAGCGAGUGCGCAUACACUGGUUCCUGCAGCUUAGUUCACGUGCAAAGAACACCAAAAACGACAAACAAAUAACAGAAAAAAUAGAAAGUCUCACCGACUUGCUUUUACCUAUUCCACAGAAAAGUACUUAACAAACAACCGUACCACUCCCCGGCAACGGCGCCAUUUGAUCGGUGUAUUUUAUAGUGAGUAAAACGUAGUUGGCUAAUCCGAAGAAUAACCAGACCACGAGUAUCGUCUCUCAAGGAGUGGCAAAAAGGAAGUUUUAAAUACAGUCCGUGAUCACAGGCUAGCAUAAGUCAUGGUAAUCUUUCCGAAUAAAUAUUUUUUGAGUGGUUUGAAAAUAAAACUGACUAAUAAACUGACUAAUAGCGAAUGCAAAAAUAAGUAGAGAGGAAAACAAAUAAUUAAAUUAAUUCUAGAUAUAAAAGCAGGGUUCAAAUUGGAUGGUUCGGGUUCUGGGUGUUCUUUCCGGAUUAGAAUUAAGUAAAUUAAUUUUCAAUUAUUCCUGGACAGAAAAUGAAAUAAAUUCUCAUAGACAAGAAUUAAAUCAUAUUUCGACAAUCCUAACUUAUUUCUAAGAUCAGAUUGCUUGUAUAAGAUUCAAGCUAAUUUAACUCAAUUUCUCAUAGACAAGAACUGAAUUAAAUCCAAAGAUUCAUAUAUGAGGUGAUCAAAUUCAUAUAGACAAUUAUGAUUAAUCUUAUACAAAUUUUCCAGAAAAUUAAUUGAAUUUCAGAAAAACUAAAUUCACAUCCUCAAGAACCCAUGAACCCUAGCCCCAAUUCAAACCCUAUAUGGAAUUAGCUACUCAUAAUUAAAAUUAACAUCACAAUAACAUUUAUAAACAUGAUACGAAGCUAGCAAAAAAACUAGAGUAUGACUAUUUAAUGGAAAGAAACUGAAAUUAUAAGUUGGAGAUGAACAAAUUCAAAAUUCAAUCCAAAAGUACGAACUAGUAAUGUCAAAAAUGCUAACACUUACAAUUCUUGCUCAAAAGCUAAAUUGAAUUGAAAUAAAUUGAAGAAAGUGAAGCUUAUGCCUUUCGUGAAUCCAUUCUUGCUGUUGCCGGCUCUUCUAACAGUAAAGGAAAGGAAAAUCGUUGCUUAGUCUUUGUGGUUGCUGCUGCAGUUAUGGAAGAGAAAACUUCUGGUUGCGGCUAAUUGAAAUCUACUGCGGCUAAUUGACGGAUAGCAGGACUUGUCUAGGAACAGAAAGAAUGAUGAAAAAAACUGCUGGUGCGGCUAAGUAAUUUCAGAAGUGGGAGGAAUGAAUGGAUUCCAGGCUGGGCUUCUUACUCCAGGAAAAACCCCAGCUCCUUAUUACUCUCUUUUUGGGCUGCUAUCAAUUAAACAAACUGCUGCUGUCCUUUUUUUUCAUUUUGGAUUGCACUUAACUUCAAAAACAGUCCUUAAAUGAUCCGGUCCAAACAUAUUUACCGCAAACUCGGCCUGUACAAUAACAACUCACCACACCCGCUAAUAAUAUGUAACUUUACAAUCAAAUUACUCCAAAAAUGUCAAAUUGUGUACAAAAAUACUACACUGAAUAUGAAUGCCACCGGAACCGAAAAAUAACAAAUUUUCACUCAAAACCCCCAAUAGUCAC